This is a messenger RNA of Colias croceus (clouded yellow), 601 nucleotides long. RefSeq names its product OCIA domain-containing protein 1-like. NCBI's taxonomy places the organism in Eukaryota, Metazoa, Arthropoda, Insecta, Lepidoptera, Pieridae. The record is from RefSeq and is a predicted model, not a curated record. Bases 107 to 541 code for a protein of 144 amino acids. The transcript is spliced from 3 exons. Gene Ontology annotation, cellular component: endosome.
UCUAUGGAUUUUGAAUGUCACUAAAGCCUUCUAACAAAAUGUUUAAUGUAAAUAUUUCUAUGUAGACAAUUACCAAAUUAAGAUGAAAUAGCACAUAAUCUUCGUUAUGAGUGGGGCCAAUAAAAAUGAAAAAAAGGAGGAGGACUGUAGUUGCUAUGCGGAGUCUCGAAAAAAGAAGACUUGUCCUCCUGUGCGCAAUGUGACACAUCCAUUGCGGUACUAUGAGUUUUCACAAGACGAGAUAAAAGCGCUGGAAGAAUGUGACAAAGAGAGCUUUUAUCAACGUUGCUUGCCGUUUAGCACGCUCUUUGCUACUCUCACGUACGCUGCUAUCAAAUAUGGGUUCAUGAGCCGCAAUCCACACUUUGGCGCAGUGCCUAAGGUUGUCGUUGCUGCAAUCGUGGGUCACUGUUAUGGUCGCCUUUCUUACAUUCCGGACUGUGAAGUCAAACUGAGAAAGUUGCCUGCGAACAGUCAUCUCGGAAACGUUAUGCGAAAAUAUUAUUUGGAAAAUAAUCCUCCCCCAGAUCCUAAAAAAUAGCGAUGAUGAGAUAAAAUUCGAUCUAAAUAAUUUUGAUUUAUUUAAUAACAUAAUGAACUC